AUGGCCGGAAGGACCGUUCCACGCUGGCCGGUGGGGGUGGGGGCGCGGCAGGACACAGACAUGCUCCACAGCCACCCACAGAUGGUCAGGACCUCGUCGGACAGACCGGGGCUGGAGGCACAGCCUCAGACUCCUGAGCCUGCCACGAGGCUGCUCCACCUGCUGUCCAGCACUCCUCAGGCAGAGCAGGGGAACCCCAGAAGCAGUGAGGGGGCUCCAACUCGGGGCCAGCUGCAGAGGUCUCAGAGCGCAAGGCAGAUGACAAAGAAGGAACACAGACCCCAGCGACGAAGCAAGAAAGCCCAGAACACCGUGGAGGCCGAGGAUGUCUUCGCCCCUAGGAAGCCUUCCUUUCCCUUCCAGUGGGCCUGGGAGAGUUUCAUCACCAGAACCUCCACCCCGGCACAGCCCGGCGCCAGCUUGGACCCGAGCGCACCAGGCUUCCCCCAGCUCAGGCACAGGUCGGCCGCCAGCCUCCCAGAGGCCCUGGGCUUCUGCCGGAAGCUGGAGGCACAAAACUUGGAGAAGAGGCAGCAGCCAGGGGGCUGGGGCGCCUCACCUCUCAGCAAAGGGGAAAGCCCAGGGCUGCAGGUGCCCCACGAGAGCACCCUCUGGCCACCCAGAAAGUCAGCCAGACCAGAACUGGAGUGGGCAGAGGCUGAGGAGCCUGAGAGAGACCUGAGCCCUUCAGAGCUGCCCCAGCUGCCCCUGCGGGCCUUGACUCUGGAGGAGGAGCUGUUUUCAGACAUGCCCGGGGAGGACGAGGAGGGAGAGCACCAGGCCUCCCAAACGGGGAGGCGGCCUGGUCCUCAGAACAAGGGGCAGAAUUGUGGUGAAGAGGCUUCCAGUGAGGGCCAUGGCUGUGGACAUGGCUCUGGCUCCACCGGCCUCGGUGGGUCACAGAGGAGGAAGGUGAAGGUCAAAGAGCUGCAGGGUCCCUGGGACCUGGAGAUGCCACGCAGGCGAUUACAGCAGAACCUGGACUGUGGCCCCCAGAAGCAGCCUUGGAAAGCUUUCCAGACUCCUGGCCCCGCCUCUGACCGAAGUGGGAAGGCACACGUUGUGGGAGAGGAUGAGAUCUUCCCAUCAACCAACUUCCCCAAUCGCACCUUCCACAAGCGGCAGGAAGCCACCAGGCCAACGCCCGGCUCUCUGUGA
Messenger RNA from Ochotona curzoniae (black-lipped pika), 1158 nucleotides. Its product is annotated as testis-specific protein 10-interacting protein-like. Bases 1 to 1158 code for a protein of 385 amino acids. The record is from RefSeq and is a predicted model, not a curated record. The transcript has a single exon. NCBI's taxonomy places the organism in Eukaryota, Metazoa, Chordata, Mammalia, Lagomorpha, Ochotonidae.